AUGAGCGUAGAAACAAGGAGGUGGUCAGAAUGUUAAGCCUGAUCGUAGUUGUAGUGUAACUCAUGCAGUCUGACUACAUUCGGUUUGGAAAGUUCCGUAUCUUCAGCUCAGCCUGAACUAAUAUCCUUUUCAUUGGCUCCGAUUAGCCAAUCGCAGAGUUCGGCCUAAUUAUUAUUCACUCUCUCCACCAAUCAGCGGGGCGCUAGUACACCGUGGCUCCUCCCCCAUCCCCCUCAGUCACUGUCUGUCAUCUGGAGUGCAGUAGAGCUACAGGGGUGUCCAGACUGUCGACUCCGGAUUACAUUUCUUCAGUUUAAACUUUAUUUUCUCGUCCCAAAUCGUGCCUGAAACCUUUCUCAAACUAAAGAGAAGUAUCGCUUAUAACCUCCUAUGAACUUCUUUGUCAUAUCGGUAAUGCAGGAAACGAAAACGGUGCACUUUCUUCUUUUUCGAUGAGGAUCGCUAGGCAGAUUACAGUGCUGGGAAAAUGUAGCUGCUUUCUAUGAGUUCGUUCACCAAAACAACCUUAAGGCGCUUAGAAACCUAAAACCUACACUGUUUAAUAAAGAAAUCGUGCCGACUGCUCAGAACAGGUACCAGUGAAUAAAUAAGACAGCAUAUUUUUGUAGUUUUGUAGUUGCUUUCUCUGUAUUUUUUUAUAGUGAUAGUCAUGUCAGCAUCUUCAUCUGCCAACUCGACUCAACAUCAUCAUCAUCAUCAGCACCGGGCCAAGCGCAGCACCGCCGGUUCCCCCUCCAACCCUUUACCACCACCAUCAUCAUCAUCAUCGUCAUCAUCAUCAUCCACCAACGGCAGCCGCCUGCAGCCCAUCCGUGCCACGGUGCCCUACCAGCUCCUACGUGCGAACCAGCCCAGCCCAACCCGUUCCCCUUCCUCCUCUUCCUCCUCCUCCUCCUCAUCCUCCGCCGUCUCACUCGGCAGCACCGCAGCACCGAAAUCCUCCAGCCCCAGCCCGAACCUGAACCCGGCCGGACACGGCGCCGCGGAAGCCGGGCUAAUCCCGCGGCUCAGCCGCUCUCCACCUGAGCACCAGCGGGGCUCACCUGAGGAGGGUCGCCCCACCUCACCUGCUCUUAGAGUUGAAAGGUCGAAGGCCCAGCAGGUGCGGAGUGCAGGCUCAAUCAGACGGACUUCUUCUCUGGGUGCGAUCACCGGGCCCUACCUGACCGGCCAGUGGCCGCGCGACCCCCACGUGCACUACCCCUCGUGUAUGAAAGACAAGUCCACGCAGACUCCUGGAUGUUGGAGUGAAGAAACAGGCGAAGGAGAGCUGAGGAGCACACACCAGCGCUCGGCGUCUUGGGGCAGCGCCGACCAGCUAAAAGAGAUAGCAAAGCUCCGGCUGCAGCUUCAGCGCAGUAAACAGGGAGGGAGCCGCCUCAGUAAAGACAGCCGAGAGCUUCUGUCUCCACUUCACUGUUGCAUCAUCACCACCACACACAGCACCAUUAGCACCGCCAGCCAAGCCCCGUCACCCAUGUCGAAGCCGGCGCAGAUGCCACUGUCCAACAUCACUGUGCCGAAGCCUUCCAUCUCCAGAGUGCCCAGCAGCAUGGAGGGCAUCAACCACGAGCUGGAGAAAGUCUUCAUCAAAGACAACGGAGAGAAGGAGGAGCUAAAGGCUCUGGAGGUCCCUGAUGGCCGGCGGGCUCCGUUCCCCCCUCAGCAGCGCAGCAGCAGUAGCCGCAGUGUGGACACUCAGACCCCCUCGGUGCCGGGCCGCUCCAGUAGCUGCUCCAGCCUGUCCCCUUGCCCCUCACCCGCCUGCCCACCAGGAUCACACGACGGCAGCCCGUACUCCACAGACGAGCUGCUCGAUGACCGAGACAAAGACAGCGGCAGCAGCUCCCCGCUACCAAAGUUCGCCUCCUCUCCCAAACCCAACAACAGCUACAUGUUCAAGCGAGAGCCUCCAGAGGGCUGCGAGAAGAUCAAAGUGUUUGAGGAAAUGACGUCCAGACAGUCAGCUGCCGUCCCUCUCUUCUCCUGCCCUGACAAAAACAAGGUGAACUUCAUCCCGACUGGCUCAGCAUUCUGCCCGGUCAGACUGCCCGGCUCUCUGCUACAGCACUCCGCCUCGCAGCCCGAAGAAGAGGACGGCGACGCGGCGGCCGGCCCCAGCUCGGCGCCCCCUGCUUACGCGCCCCUCCACCCCACUCAGGUCUCCACCAGCACCAGCACAGACGACCCGCCGGAGUCCCCCGCCACCUCCCCGUCCCAACAGCAGGAGGCGCCCUCGGAAUGCCCCGCCCAGCCUCAGAACUAUGCAGUUAGCUAGAUUUGCUCGGAGCUGGUCUCCGUGGCACUUUCGCAAACCCCUGUCCCACCACAGGCUGCCUAGAGGGCCUCUACCCACCCACCCCCACCCGUCCUCUCUGGAGGGUCCCAUCUUUGUGCUGAAAACUCCACUGUCUGCAUGGCAUAGCAACAAGGUCCCGAACACACAAACAACUUUCCACUGCAAACCACCUUCACAUCCACGGCGAUCUCCUGAGCACUGUUACUGACAGGGAUGAACAUAACGGUUAACGUGUGGGCUAAUUUCACCAGAAAGGCUGUAGUUGGAACAGCGUCGGGAGAAGCUGGUAAAAGAUUAUAUAUUAUAAAUGGAGAAAUAUAGAGCAUGACUGGAUGUUGGAACCUCAAAAUAUGCAAGCGAGAAGUUAACAUCACUGUUAAUCCUAAAGGAAUAGUUUGGCGAAAAAUGUAAUUUAUAUGUAAUUUUCAACAUCCCAGAUGUAGAUGAUCAGUCAGGACAUGGCUGGUGUUUUAGUUUAGACCUGGAGCUGCAACAUUGCUAACACUGGAAGUCAAUAGUCACCCAAACACUUCUCUCGACCCGCUCAAGCUCCAUCCAGGACCUGAACCAGGUUGCACAGACAGGAAUACAGUGUGACACUCUGUGAUAGAAACCUGGUCAUAUUCAGGCGGUAAUGUUUACCAAGUUAGUGUGUUUGUACUCAUUUUUGUAGGUUUAUCCUUAUUCGAUAUGCAGCUUCUCUUACAGUAAGAAACCCUUCGGUAUUACUGUGCUAAUGCUACAUCCCUGCAUAGUGAUGUUUUACGAAAGCAGAUCUAUAUGCAGAUGAUAAUAAUGUACAUACAGAUUUAGGCUAAAUAUGUAAAUAAAGUCUAUCUGUGUCAUUUUACUAACGCGUUUACGUCGCUUAUCGACGUAAUUUGAAGCAAACAUAGGAAGAUUUUGGCCUGAAAUUGUGGAAAUGAUACUUUGCCUCUGAUAUUUGUUAGCACCGUUAGCGUAGCAGCUCCCGUUCUGAACUAAAGAAGCAAAAUUUGUACACCAAACAUGUCUUGGCUGAUAAUCUGCAUCUGGGGUAAGUAGAAAAUCACAUACAUUUGACUUUUCCGGAAACUAUUCCUUCAAAAGAAAGGAAAACAAAGUGAGCUGUGUUUUUUCCUGAUUUUAAUCUCAUCUUAUUUAACCGUUUGGCGUUGAAUUUAGUCGCAUUCCAUCAUUUUGCAUUUGCUCUUUUGGAGUCGUUCACUUUUUUCACGGAUGUUGUUCCAAACAGCUGCGCAGUUGUUCCCCAAAACCCGCGGCUUCGCUUCGCUUCGUUGGGUGACUGAAUCUUAAGCGAAGUGGCCUGCGUGUCGGCAUUAACGUUCACUUUAGUGCAAAAGCAGGUGCCGCCUUAUCAGCUACUACACGAUAAUGCUGGCAUUCAGUGGAAAACAAAAGCUUCAAGAAGGGUUUAAUAGGGUCAGCGGCAUGCAUCUGAAACUGAUAGUAGGUCUUGUUCCUUUUUUGUAACAUCCACAGUAUGAAUAAGCUCUCUGUAUCGAUCUAUAGAUAUCUAUAUAAAAGAGAAAAAAAAGCUUGUUUGAAUGGAAAAUCAUAUAUUACUUUAUGUAUGUUAUAGAAAAAAGGAGUUAUACUCUUCAGAAUUAUGUUUACACUAUGUCAAGGUUUUGUAACUUUUAAAACAUCCAAUGCAAAAAUAGUUUAAAAAAAAAAAGUAAAAACAAUAUUCAUAUGUAAAAUUAAAAAAAAAAAAGCCA
Messenger RNA from Colossoma macropomum (tambaqui), 4041 nucleotides. It is a transcript of the gene glcci1a, whose product is annotated as glucocorticoid induced 1a. Gene Ontology annotation, cellular component: cytoplasm. Gene Ontology annotation, biological process: podocyte development. The transcript is spliced from 8 exons. The coding region runs from base 671 to 2299 and encodes 542 amino acids. The record is from RefSeq and is a predicted model, not a curated record. Lineage: Eukaryota; Metazoa; Chordata; Actinopteri; Characiformes; Serrasalmidae.